AUGAAGAAACAUAAGUUAUUUGAAAACACUGGGGAAAAGAUCACGUUCAGUUACUCAAGCGUAGUUCCCAUUUCAAACAAAUCCAAGGCUAGUAUUGAGGAGCCCAAUGAUGGUCCGCUCUCCAGUGAAGCCAGCAGCCAGCCCUUUUCCUGUCGCUUCUGUGGAAAAUGUUUCAACGCUUCAUAUUCUCUGAAGAAACACAUCUGUAGUAUGCACAAGGGUGACAAACCAUAUCGCUGCCUGGAAUGUGGAAAACGUUUUGGGAAAGAAAUCCAUCUUGUCGCUCACAAAAAAGUGCACCAGCGAAGGAUACAAUGUACUGUUUGCAAGAAGAUACUUCCUACCAUUGGGGACUUGAUUCAACACAGGCAAUCUCAUAUCAAAAAGGGCAUGCUUCAGUGCCCAGACUGCCCAUCGCAAUUCCAGUACCCAGUGUAUCUUCUUCGACAUAUGGCAUCACAUCACAAACUUCAGCAAGAGCAGCCACUCAAAGAGAAAAAACAGAGGCACCCCUCAAAACUUGAGCCGCUUGGGUCCUUGCCACCACUCAAAGAGCAGGAAGAGGAAGACAAUUUGGGAUGCCCCCUUUGCCCAGAGGUCUUUCACAGUGCCACAGAACUGAGUAGUCACUGCCUAAACCAUGAUUCGGAGUCCUCUUCAAGUCAGUGUCCAUUUUGUAAACGCCUCUUCUCUUCCCGCACAUCUUUGGUACGCCAUAUACGCAUUCAUACAGGGGAGAAACCAUUUUCUUGUCAGAGUUGUGGAGCACCUUUUCGUCGAAAAGAGUAUCUCCAGUUGCACCAAGAAAAGUGUCCAGGUCCACAAAGCAAGCAAGAACAGCCCACUAUCAAAGAAAGUGAAGAUGUGUCAUCAAAAUCUUUGGUGACAAGAAUAAGGAAAGUACACAAGUGUUCAUACUGUCCUCGGGAAUUUGAAAAAUUGCCCCGUUUAAUGCUGCACCACAAUGGUCACAUGCAGAAUACAGUAAUCCCCUGUCCAAAAUGUGGUAAAUGUUACAGACAAAGGCGCAAGUUACAUGAAAGACUUUGCAAUGGCUCAAACAUAAAAUCUGAGGAGCCAGUCAGCACUGUCUUGCAUCCUUGUAGGAAUUGUGGGAGGAAGUUUUCAAGGGAUUAUAAUCUAAAUGUCCAUGAGAGUACUUGCAACACUGUAAAGCCCUUGCAAAAAAACACCAGCAAUUCUGGCAACUCAAACAUGCAUCCUUGCAGGAAUUGUGGAAAGUACUUUACAAGGAGUGAUAAUCGGAAUGUCCAUGAGAAGACUUGCGACUCUGCCAAGCCCUUGCAAAAAAACACCCUAGAAAUUAGGACCAGUAGCAGGGACAAGUUGCAGCACAAAUGCCCCCACUGCCCAAGCAAGUUCAAGUACAGAAGUCUUCUCCUGAGACAUAUUGGGUCACACACUGGAGAAAGAUCAUAUCCAUGCAUGCACUGUGGUCACAGCUAUGCAAUCCAGUCACGAUGCUUACAGCAUGAAGCUUUCUGUGAUGGCGUUAAUAGACAAAAGCCACCAAGCGCCAGCCUUGUUGAAUAUAAGUGCAAUAUCUGCACAAAAACCUUCAUGAAAUCCCGAAAUUUAAGGCGGCACAUCCUAACACACACAGAGGUCAAGCCAUAUCGCUGUAAGGCCUGUGACAGCUGUUUCUCCAGGCAUGAUCAUCUAAAACUGCACCAGAGUCGCUGCAAAGGGAAAAGACAACGUCUAGAGGUUCGCAUUGCCAAAAUUAGUCUUACAGAUGUUGGAAGGGGCUGGCAAAAUAACCUGAACAAUACCGAUUCAGGAACGCAACAAGGGUUUGACUGCAGUAUAUGUUCAAAGAGCUUCCCCACUCCUAGCAUUAUGGCCCGACAUAUUGCCAUGUCACAUGCUAUAAGAACCAUCAGUUCAUUUACUCAUGGAAAAUCACUUAAGAGACAUACAAGUGUCGGUGCAUGUCAAAGAAUUUACGCAAAAACAAAGCAUUCAGAAAAGCUAAAUGUUACAAGCCCACCAUCUAGAGAGACAAACCGACUUCUACAGAGGAUCCAGCUGCAAUAUAAAGACAAACGCAAAUUCAAAUGUACCUUUUGCCCUCGCCUUUUCAAAAGUGGUGAGCAAUUGAGGGUGCACACCCGCUUGCAUACAGGGGAGAAACCUUUUGGCUGUUCUAAUUGUGGUGAGAGAUUUAUCCGUAGGGACUACCUGCAGCGCCAUUUGAACAGGUGCAAAGGAGAACCUCUUGACAGAGUGCUUUGUGACAGAUGUGGCGACGUAUUUUCUCAAGAAGAACUCGAGAACCAUCUACUGACAUGUGUUGUCAAGUGUAAAUCACCUGCCCGUAGUCUAACUGAUUCCACUGCUCGCAGUCCCCCAAAAGGGUUCUCCUGUGCUAAUUGCAGUGCCCACUUCUUGUUGUUCUCACAGCUCCAGCAACACUUUCUCAACACGCAUAGCGAAGCUCCAACAAAUCAGGCUUCACCUCUACAGGAGCAGUUGUCUAGCAUGGUGAACAUAAAAGAGGAGCCAAUGGAUGAAGGAUAUGGUGACACUCAGCAGAAUAGUGAUAACAAUCUCAUGCUUAAUCAAGACAGUGAUCCAAAUAAUGAUAUGAACAAACCCAUUGAGUGUCCACAGUGCAACAUGCACUUUGGAAAUAAGGGUGGAUUUGCCAGACACAUGCGUACACAUUUAGGACAGUACCCAUUCAACUGCAAGAAAUGCAAGAAAGGCUUUUGGAACAAAAACUUCUGUCGGACACAUGUAAGGAAAUGUAGACUUGUAAAGGUCACCAAGGAAGAAAUUGACACUCUAAUUACUUCAGAGAUGGAUCCUACUCUUAAAGAGACUGUCCUAGUCUUCAACCAAGGUUCCAAAACAACAGGCACUGGGGUUUUGCAGACUAAUUUCUCCUGCAAAGAUGACUUGAAGGAUUUAACACUGCAGAGUUCCUUUGGAAAUCAAGGCAAAGGAAGCUCUUCCAAUGACAGAACAAAUUGUGGUCAACAAGUCCAAGGCAACAAGUACCAGUGCUCAGAGUGUGAUCGAAGUUUCACAGAUGGGCUUCUGCUCAUCAGCCAUUUAGAGGACCAUGGGCGCGAGGAGCUAGAAAGAAAAAAGAAAUCCUGCCAGCAUUGUGGUAAGACAUUUGCUAAUCCUUCAGACCUAGGAAGGCAUAUGAGAGUCCACUGGAAUGAGAAGACCCAUUCUUGCCCAGAAUGUCCACAGACUUUUCUCUGUCCGUCUGACCUUGACAUCCAUAGAACUUGUCAUGACUCAAAUAGACCAUUUGUCUGCAAAGAGUGUCAACAAAGGUUUUGGACCAGUCAAUCUUUAGAAAACCAUAAAAGCCAAGCUCAUCCAAAAGAACUAAUUUAUACAUGCCAUGUCUGUAACAAGAACUAUUCAAUCAGAAGUUCACUUGUUAAACAUAUUCGGAUGAAGCAUCAAACCCAGAAGAACAUGGAUGUUAUCCACGUGAAGGAAAAGGAGACUGCAGUGCAAGAGGAAUUUGACAUGGAAGUUGAUGUGGAUGGAGGAAGUAAUGCAAGUAAUGAAGAUGAAAUGAAAAUGAGGACAAUGACUCUGACUCUGCAGACUACUUCCCCUGCCAUGUCUGUGGGAAAACGUUCACCACAUCAGAAAGCCUUGAGGAUCACCAACGCUGUCACCUUGGUGAAAAACCUCAUGAGUGUGCAGAAUGUGGCAAAUGUUUUUUCCAGGCAGGACAACUGCAACAGCACCUUCGGAGCCACAAGUCUGAGUAUCAGUGUCAAAUAUGUGGCAGAGGCUUUGUCUCACUCUUUGCCUUACGCAAACACAAGCAUACUCAUGGAAAGAGCCGUCAACACCGUUGCUCCAAGUGCCCGCUCAGCUUCACAGGGCCCUCGCAGCUGGCAGAGCACAUGGGCACCCACCGCGAUGACAAUUUCCCUUGUGAUAUAUGUGAUCGCACAUUCUCCUGCAAGAUGAGUCGGGCAGAGCACCGGAAAAUCCACACUGAGACAGAGGAUGUUCCACUGCCUUUACUUCCACCAGAGAAGACUGCAUCCCCCUCUCCUACUGCCUCUUCUUCUACAAUGAAGUACCUUCAAUAUCGUUGUGGGGUUUGCAAUGAACGUUUCAAAGAACCAGAACAACUGUCUGAGCAUGGGUGCAUGGCUGCCAGAGAGCGACCUUAUUCAUGCCAAGAAUGUAAUAAGCAUUUCUUGCAUGCAUCUCACUUAAAUAAGCACGAGCUCAGUCACUACCAAAUACCACAAUCAUACGUGUAUCGGUGUAAUCAAUGCCACAUGAGUUUCAACUACCGUCACAAUUUCGUCAGUCAUUUAAAGAAACACGGUGAUGAUGAGGCUGCAGCAGAAGCUCUGAAAGGAGGCUCAGUGACAAAUGCUUGGGAAACUGUUUCAGAGAAGAGAACAAUUUACAAAUGCCCAAUUUGCCCUCACGGGUUUACUCAUGCCAUAGAACUGGCAAGUCACCUUUCAAUACACUCUGAGAACACGUUUGAUUGCAGUGUUUGCAAGUUGACAUUUCCCACCAAAAACAAGCUUGCUGAACAUGAAGAGAGCCAUCUGACUGCUGCAACACAAUACGAGUGCACUGAGUGUGGUCAAAGCUUCUUGGGCAGUGAUUUCCGCCAGCACCACUGUGCUCGUCGGCAACGUGCUGUUACAGACCAUGAACGCCCACAUCUGUCAAAUAGAAAGUCAAUGGAGGAAGAAGAAGAGGUGGAUGUUGGGGAGGACUUCUUUAAUUGUACUGUCUGCUUAAAGCGAUUCUCUUCUCGCGGUAGUCUCCAGCAGCAUCUAAACAAAGAGCAUCCCAAUGAACGGCCAUUCAAGUGCCAGUCUUGUGGAAAGACCUUUGCUCUGAAGAGAUAUCUCAGAGACCAUGAGCGAAGACAACAUAAGUUUGGCACUGAAUUAGCCCACCCGACAUACAAAGCCACGGACAGUGAGCGCCAGUACAAGUGCUCAGUUUGCCCCAAAACAUUAACCUCGGCACACGACCUGUCAUUGCAUAUGAAAGUGCACACAGAACAGGAAUCUGGAGGAGACCACCGUUGUGACAUGUGCUACAAAUCAUUCAGUCGACUGUCUCUUCUCAGGCAGCAUCAAGAAAGUCAUGUUGGGCAAGUUGUAUAUGAAUGCACAGAGUGUGACAAAGCGUUUGCUUUCCCACAUCUUCUAGAGGAACAUCAAAAGACUCAUGCUGCUGGACCAUAA
Coregonus sp. 'balchen' is the source of this 5225-nucleotide messenger RNA. The record is from the annotation of a GenBank genome assembly. NCBI's taxonomy places the organism in Eukaryota, Metazoa, Chordata, Actinopteri, Salmoniformes, Salmonidae.